Molecule: messenger RNA, 2523 nt
Organism: Stylonychia lemnae
Lineage: Eukaryota; Ciliophora; Spirotrichea; Sporadotrichida; Oxytrichidae
Source: the annotation of a GenBank genome assembly
AUGGAUUAUAGAAGUAGAGACCGUGGAGGUCACCAAGGAAGAGGAGAAGCAUUUGGAAGAGGUGACAAUAGAGGCCACAGAGGUAGAGCUGAAGGGCCGAAUAGAGGAGGCUCAGGAUUUUCAUCAGCACCUUAAAUAUUCUAGGGAUAAGUAGGACAGCUUACAACUCUGCAAUCAAAUCAUCACAGAAUGAGCACUAUAAAAGAACAUGGAGUGUUUCAUGUCUACAGGCUAAAUUUUGCUCCAGAACCUAGGUUUAGCUCAGAAAAAUCGUCAAUAAUAAAAAACUCAAAAUAAGCUCUUGAAACUAUUUAUGGUUAGAUCUACUCUUACGGAAACGACCUUUUCUCAAUUUUUGAGGUUAGAGAGGAACAGAUUAUAAACUCUUAAUUCAAAGGAUCUCAAUUUGAGGUGAUCAUAAAUUACGAAACAUCAUUCUCCCUCAGUUCCUAAGAUAAAGAGCAUUAAAAAUACAAAGGGAAAAUUUUGAACUUUAUAUAAGUAGCAAUAAAGAAAACGCUGUAUGAAUUCUAGUUCAAACAAGUAGGAAGGCUUCCUAGGUUUUAUCUGCAUACAGAUCUUUAGGAUGUAGCAAACUAUAAUUUGCGUGUUUGGUCAGGCUAUUCUAUGGCAGUUUAGAGUUUUAAUGAUGGAAUAUUCGUGAACAUUGAUUGUGCUACAAAAUUUGUUGAAAAAAGUUCUGUCCUAGAUUUAAUUAGAAGACUGUAAAAAGACAAAUACUCUCAAGCAGAUAUCAAGCAAGAGCUUGUUCCUAAAGAUUAGAAUGAGAAAGGACUAGUAGUCAUUACCAUGUACAACUCCAAGAAAUAUCAAAUUGAUGAUAUUCGCUUUGACAUUACUCCUAAAAACCACAUCUUUGAGUAUGAAAUCUAUGAUCCUGAAACAAAGCAAAGAUAUAAGCAUAAGUCUAACAUGGUCGAGUAUAUGAAUAAAAAAAAUGGAAUAAUCAUUCCUGUAUAAGAUUAAGAUCAGCCAACUCUGCAAUCAAACUAUAGGGAUAUUACCAUUUAUCUAAUUCCUUCAUUGUGCUUCAAAGAUGGACUAGACAAAAAUUUUACUAGUGACUCAAGGAAAAUGAGGGAUCUUCAAGAAUACAAACUUAGUCAUCCUGAAUAGAGAUACGAAAGGAUUAACUAAUUGAUUGAAAAAUUUUAAGCAGCUUAAAUUCUUGAGAACUGGGGAUUAAAGAUAGAUGCCAAUUUUACUAAUGUCAAGGCUAAGCAGCUUCCGCCACCUAAAAUCAUCGACAAUCGUAAUAAUGAACAGAAUUGGUCAGAUUACGAAUAAAGAAAGGUAAAGCCUUUAGAAUAACUUAAACUUAAGAAAGAAACUUGGGCCUUAAUCUAUGGGUCAUUAGAUUUUGACAAUGCCAAUAAUGCGAUGUAGAUGUUUAAACAAGUUGGAUCUUAACAUAGUUUUAUCGUGGAGGAGCCAUAGUACAUUGAACUUCCUAGAAAUGAUAAUGGUGAUUUGUUUGUAAAUGGCAUAAUAUCAGAUAUAGAUCCUAAAUACAUAUCUAUUGCUGUUGUGAUAUUUGGAAAAAGACAAGGCCCUGAAAAAGCUAAAAUAAAAGCUCAACUAGAUCUAAUGGGAAUCCCUUCAUAAUUUAUGUGCUCACAAACUAUUUAGUCAAAAGGAAAAAAUGCAUCAAUUUUUGCAGAUACUCUUAAGCAAAUGAGUGCUAAAAUGGGAUUAGAUUUGUAUAACUUAUCCUUACCAUGCUACAAAAAGACUAUGGUUAUUGGAACUGAUGUAGUAAUUUCAAAAGGCAACACUAUCAUGGGAAUGACAGCUUCAUAUAACUUACAAUUAUCAAAAUAUUACUCAAGAGUUGAUACACAUAAAAUGCCUAGUAGAGAAUCUGGUUAAGAUUAAAGAUCAUAGGAUGAAAAACAAUAACUGAUCACUGAGAGUAGGUGUUAAAUUCUCUGCAAAUUCAUUAAAGAUUCUUUACAAAAUUAUCAACAGUGUUAGAAUGGUCCAUAUCCUGAAUUAAUUGUGAUUUACCGAGAUGGUAUUGGAGGUGAAUCAAUGUAAGAUAAAUGCUAAGAAUUUGAAAUAACUAGAGUGAUAGAGGUAAUUCAAUCAUCAUUUGAAGGAUAUAACCCUGCGAUAGUCUAUUGUUUUGUAAACAGAAAUAACUAGCAUAGACUAUUCGCUAAGUAUAAUGGUUAGAUUAUGAACCCUUCAUCAGGAACAGUGUUAGAUAUAGGGCUUGUUGAAAAUCAAGGAGAAAAUACUUUUGAUCUAUAAAUGAUAGCUCCUAAGACUACAGUUGCUACUGCUUAACCAGUAUAGUUAAGAGUUGUGUAUAACACAUCUAACCUGACAAAAGACUAAUUCGAACUUAGCACUUACCAUUUGUGCUUUAACUAUGUGAACUAUUGUGGUCCAAUUAAGGUACCUUCUGUUUGUAUGUAUGCCAAGAAAAUAGCGCAAUAUGCUGCUGACAACCAAAUAAGGCCUAAUGAUAAGUUAGGUCAUCUACUACACUUUAUUUGA